UAACUUAUCUACAAUUCAGUCACGUAUUAAAUUGUUCUAGAGACGUAAGAGUCUUAGAAAAGUGUAAAAAAUAAUUUUCUUGAGGGUUAAUUGACAGUUGUCUAACCUCAAAACGUCAAACUAACGACAAUGUCAAAACAGUAUGGUUUAAUCGUCCCAAACAAGGACAAGGCAGUGAUUAAACGCCCCGCAAUUUUCGAUGAGUCCGAUGAGGAGGAGUCAGUCCCCACGGGGGCCAAAAAAUCGCUUAAAAAACAAGACAAAAUUUUGCAAAAUCGGGCAGUUGAGGAAGACCCAACAGUGUUCCAGUAUGACGAGAUUUACGACGAAAUGGACAAGAAACGUAAGGAGUCAAAAUUGAGUAGGAAAGAUCUGGACAGGAAGCCCAAAUACAUAAAUAAAUUGCUUGCUGCUGCUGAUCGACGCAAAAAAGAGAAUGAAAGGCGCAUUGAACGCCAAGUACAGAAAGAAAGGGAGACGGAAGGUGACGAAUUUAAAGAUAAGGAGGCGUUCGUCACUAGUAGUUACAAGAAGAAAUUGGAGGAAAUGAAAGAGAUGGAGGAAUUGGAAAGGAGGGAGGAGUAUUUGGAAUCGAUUGGAGACGUGACGAAACAGGGGAAUUUGGACGGGUUUUACCGCCAUUUGUACGACCAGAAAGUAAAUUUUGAAGAAACAACAAAAGAUAAGGAACAAGAAGAAAAAACAAAAGAUAAGAAACAAGAAGAAACAGUAGAAGAUAAGCCAAGUAAGAGGAAAUACAGAAAACGCCACAGUUCAGACUCACAAUCGGAUAAGAGCGAAAAGGAGGAAGAAACAGAAGUGAAGAAAGAACAUCUCCCUUCGAAUCUAGACGCCGAUUCUGACUUCAGCAUCGAUUCUUCCGACAGUGAGGAAGAAACUGAGAAAAAAGUGACGGUGGAGAAAGUGGAAGAGAAGAAACAAGAAAUCAAGGAGGAAAAAGAAGAAGAAAAACAACCGGAACAAGCACCUGAACCCCCACCCAAAAAACCGAAAAUUGACAUUUGGAAAAAAAGGACAGUUGGGGAAGUGUUUGACGCCGCCUUGCGGAGGUAUUUUGAAAGAAAGUCGUUAAGGGAACUAUAAUUUUGAGUUUUGUAAUAAAUAAAAUUUGGUUCCCCGGUGGGCGCCGUAAAAUCAAA
Tribolium castaneum (red flour beetle) is the source of this 1160-nucleotide messenger RNA. RefSeq lists its product as uncharacterized. The record is from RefSeq and is a predicted model, not a curated record. Gene Ontology annotation, biological process: regulation of alternative mRNA splicing, via spliceosome. The transcript has 2 exons. Lineage: Eukaryota; Metazoa; Arthropoda; Insecta; Coleoptera; Tenebrionidae. Bases 130 to 1104 code for a protein of 324 amino acids.